Messenger RNA from Metschnikowia bicuspidata var. bicuspidata NRRL YB-4993, 1446 nucleotides. RefSeq lists its product as uncharacterized. The coding region runs from base 1 to 1446 and encodes 481 amino acids. Gene Ontology annotation, molecular function: xenobiotic transmembrane transporter activity; antiporter activity. The transcript has a single exon. The record is from RefSeq and is a predicted model, not a curated record. Gene Ontology annotation, biological process: xenobiotic detoxification by transmembrane export across the plasma membrane. Gene Ontology annotation, cellular component: membrane. NCBI's taxonomy places the organism in Eukaryota, Fungi, Ascomycota, Pichiomycetes, Serinales, Metschnikowiaceae.
AUGUCCUUGAUAGACUCCGAGCAGACGCUCCUCACCGGCGCCCACGACAGCCAGCUCUACGGCUCGGUGGCCACGCGAAGCGGUCACGUGCACAUCUCCGCCAAAGAGGAGCUCGGCGUCGUUUCCCGGUCGCUGGCCCCGCUCGUCGUGACCUUCUUCCUCCAGUAUCUCUUGUCCGUGGUUUCCAUCUAUGCCACCGGCCGGUUGGGCCCCCGCGAGUUGGCCGCGGCGUCCUUGGCCGUAUGUUCGUUUAACAUCACGGGUCUUUCCGUGUACCAGGGCAUGGCCACGUGCCUCGACUCGUUCUGCUCGCAGGCGUACGGCGCGGGCAGGCCCACGAUGGUGGGCGUGUACUUCCAGCGCUGCUCGUUGAUGAUGAUGGCGCUCACCGUGUUCCCGCUCUGCCCGCUCUGGUGGUUCUCCGGGCUGCUCUUGAAGCUCAUGGUGCCGGACGCCGAGUUGGCCAUGAUGAGCCAGCAGUACUUGCGCACGAUGAUCUUGGGGGCGCCCGCGCUCCUCUUGUUCGAGACUGGCAAGCGGUUCUUGCAGGCGCAGCACAUCUUCCAGGCCGGCACGUACGUGUUGGGCGUGGCCGUGCCGCUCAACUUCGUGCUCAACUGGCUCCUCGUAUGGCACCCCACGUACGGCGUGGGCUUCGUGGGCGCGCCGUUGGCCACAGCGCUCUCGUACUGGGCCACGUGCCUCUUGUUGCUCCUGUACGUGCUUUUCGUCGACGGCAAGAAGUGCUGGGGCGGGCUCGACUGGGCACGUGCCCGCUCCAACUGGCUGCAGAUGCUUGCGCUCGCGCUCCCCGGCGUGGUCAUGGUGGAGGCCGAGUACUUGGCCUUCGAGGUCAUGACCAUUCUCGCGGCGUCGUUCGGCACCCUGGCGUUGGCCGCGCAGUCCAUCGCGUCCAACGUGGGCAGCUUGCUGUUCCAGUUGCCGUUUGCCGUGUCCGUGGCCGUGAGCACGCGCGUGGGCCACUUCGUGGGCAAGAGAAAGGUGCCGGAGGCCCGCCUCGUGACGCGUGUGGCCAUGGUGCUCGGCGUGGCCAUCUCCGUGGUCAACUUCGCGUGGAUCUUGGCGCUGCGCAACGCGCUCGUGGCGGUGUUCACAGAGGACGCCGACGUCUUGCGGCUCGGCGCCGACGUGCUUGUUUUGGUCGCCGUCAACCAGCUUGCCGACGGCAUCAACGUGAUGCAGGCCGGCGUGUUGCGGGGGCAGGGCCGCCAGCGCAUCGGCUCCAACGUCAACGUGGUCUCCUACUACGCUGUGGCGCUCCCCCUUGCGUACGUGCUUGCCUUCCGCAUGGGCCACGGGCUCAUGGGCUUGUGGGCCGGGUUGGUGGUGGGCGUGGCGGCGUUGGCCGCGGCCGAGUCCGCGUGCGUGUGGGCCAGCAACUGGCCGCGGAUCCUCGCGGACUCCGAGGGCCGCCACGACGCGUAA